Messenger RNA from Plutella xylostella (diamondback moth), 7686 nucleotides. RefSeq lists its product as uncharacterized. NCBI's taxonomy places the organism in Eukaryota, Metazoa, Arthropoda, Insecta, Lepidoptera, Plutellidae. The record is from RefSeq and is a predicted model, not a curated record. Gene Ontology annotation, molecular function: protein binding.
ACAGAUUAUAUCUAAGCGUCGGAAACGGACGCGCGCAAGCGCGGGCCGACGCCAUCUUUUUGUUUGGAUUCGGUCGUUGUGUGGCGUGUGUCGUGAAUUUUUAUUUUUGUGGAUAAUUACUAAAAUAUUGCGUGUUGUUUUUUGUUAGCGUAGACAAUCAAUUCAUUGUGUAUUCAUCUUAGUGAAUAAUAUGUCUAACGGAUUACUAGAUCACGAAAAAUAUUGACAAAUCGCCAUGUCUGGUGGUCGCCUGGUGGUGCUAGACCGGGCGGGGCGGGAUGUGAAGCGGUACUCGCUGCCGGACGGGCUGGUGACCCUCGGCAGCGACCCCGCCUGCGACAUCCGCCUGCUGCUGCCUACUGUUAGUGAACAUCAUGCCACUGUUGUGGUCAGGUCUAAUCAGACAAUAGUCCGCAACGUGUCCCACGGAGAGACCCUCGUGAACGGGCGGCCGGUCAGCGUGGCCGCCCUGCAGCACGGGGACACCAUCACGCUGGGCGGGCGCAGCCUGCGCUGGGAGUACGACCAGCCCGCCGCCACCAGGGUGGCACAGCAGCCUGAGCUGCCACUGCGCCGCGCCGGGCGGCCUAGGGGCCGGGGCCGCAAGCGAGCCAGCGACGGGCCGCAGCGGCGCCUCGACCCCGCCGUGCAUCUCAUGCUGGAGCUGAAUCAUCGUGCUUCUAUGCCAGGAGCUGCGAAACAAGUGGCCAUCGUGCAGCCACAGCGACGAGACACUCAUGACCUAGAUACGAACCCGCGUCUGCUAGUAAAGCCGCACCGGCCGUACGCACAAACAAACAAGAGACAAAGAAACUCCAAGCCGGAAACACCAAAACAAGACAACGAGAAAACAGAAGAAAAGUCCAAACGCAAGACAGCAUCUCCCAGAAUCAGCCCAAAGGCAGACCUACAGAACACCACUAAAGCCACCCUAUGGAUUGAGUCUAGAAAAUCUAGCCCCAGAAAAAGUGUAACAGUGACGCCAAAAGUGACUAAACCGGCAGUUUUGUCGCCUAGAAGGGCGGUAAUGUCGGCCAAAAGAGCGACUCCGCUUAGAACGGUGGUGCUGAGGAAGGCGAUGACUCCGAAUAUCAAAUAUGUUGCGCAGGCGCAGCGCAAGACUCCCGUCGCUAAAGUGGCGAAGAUACAGGCUCCUUCUACUAUUGACCACACCAAGCAAGCGGCGCUCAUGCUGAUGGCGGGCCACUCGUCCAAGACUCGCAUCAUCAGCCCCCCGCAGCGCGUCCCCGCCCCCGCCCCCGCCGAGACCAAGGGCAAGACCCCGCCCAGUGGACGGAAGCCGGGCAGGCCUUCUAAGAUAUCGAUGACUCCGAAGAUCACUCCGGGCAAGCGGGACCGGUCACUCGCCAGCAGCUCCGGCCGCCGCAGCAGAAGCGCCGGCAACCAAUCUGCUACAAUACUAGAAAUAUCAGACUCAGACCGUCAGUCGAGAUCGACCCGCAGUGUGAGCACCCCGGGGAAGAGCCCCGCAGCCUCCCCCGCACUGCCCAGCCCGAGGAAGUCCGCCCUCAAAGACCCCGCUAGAGCCAGCAGGAAAACAGACUCCAAGAUACACUUCGAUCUGAGCAACUUGGAAAGCUAUUCAGACUCCAAUGAUGUCUUGAUAGUAUCCAACACAACUAAAGGAAAGUCUUUCGAAUCGGACUCGAGUGUUUCGGAUAGUGAACUGACGUUGCAUUAUUCUGAUACUUCGCAGCCUAAUUCACCGUCUCCCAGACGGUCGCUGCAUUCUAGAAGCAGCAAGAUUCUAGGAAGUAUUGUCGGAACGCCAACACAGGCUGAGUCGACCUACGAAAAGAGCACAUUGACCCCCGAAUCGCCUAAUGCGAGGAAAUCUUUGCGCGGCAGCUUGAUGGUACAAAAAGUGCUGGAAAGCGGCAAGAAAAACAACUCGAGAUACUCACAGAGGACCACCAAAUCUAUGUCGGACGGAAGUACGAUUGUAGAGAACAGAACUAAGACAUUAAGCCCGCGGUCGCCGCGACGCAAUAUGGAGUCGUAUUCGAUUGUCGAUUUGGUUUCGAUCGAAUCGAACGACUCUCAAUCUUCCGAGUAUGGCUCUGUGACGUCACACAGUCUGACAUUCGGGACUCCACAGACUAGCGCCAGGAAAACUAGAUCGACCAUCGAUGCCAGUUUACUUGGCUCCAGUACUCCCUAUGUAGGAAAAACUAAGAACAUCGUCAACAGAUCUGGCAGGUCCAGUCGGAAGAGCUCGCCAAUCAAAAUUAGUUCGGAAACGAUCAAUGACAGCGUUUCCACGAGAAGAUCUAAGUCGCUGACGACCCCUGACAGGAAAAGCAGUGUGGUAUCAAAGAGAUCGUCCUCUUUAUCGACCCCUGAAAACGCUAAAAGACCUAUAUCGAUUAAUAGCACAAGAAUAUCCAGGUCGUCCCGCCGCACUGUGAAUGAAACUGACCUUUUGCUACUAUCAGCUGAUGAUGAUUCCCCGAAGACAUCUAAGAGCGUUUCUCGGAUGUCCAGAAAGUCGCUCAAUAUUUCACUUACGGAUUCACCUAAGGGCAGCGCGCGAUCGUCUGCUGUUUCCAGCCCAAGAUCCCCUAGAGUGUCUACUCCUAUAUCGCCUAGGGGUGCCAAGUCGCCUAGAGUGUCCACUCCCGUAUCGCCUAGAGCUGGAAAGUCGCCUAGAGUAUCCACACCCAUAUCGCCUAGGGCUGCCAAGUCGCCUAGAGUUUCUACUCCUAUAUCGCCACGGAAUAAAUCACCAAGAGUAUCGACACCUAUUUCGCCUAGAAGCGCUAAAUCGUCUAGAAAAUCCACUCCUAUGUCGUUAAACCUUGCCUCUCCACAAUCUAAUAAGUCCCGUCGUGGUUCGCGAAAAUCUGCUUCUGCUACGAUAACAUUGCCUGAAAGUCCACUAGAGUCCGGCUUACAUACUCCUGAAAACGCUCACAGUCCUGAAACUGCUAGCACCCCCGUACUUAGCAUCAAGAGCCUGUUGGAUUCCAGCCAAUCAUCGUUUGUCUCUCAAGCUUCGAACAGACGCGGCCGACCAUCCCAGAACCUGAAAAGAAAGACGAUUGGUGCUCUCAGAUCUGAGCCAAGAAGAGGUAGAUCGGGCAUUAAAUCUAAGUCGCUAAACUUGGGAGCUGGCAGGAAAUCCCUCAUUCGGAUUAGUAAGGAUUCCUCUAACAUGUCUGACAAAACUGACGAAGGGGCUCUACAACCUUCCAAUGAUGACACUAUCACACCCAAGAGCACUGUGAAAUUAGUCCAAGAGGCAGUCAAAGAAAAGCAUUCGACAGCCAAGAAGCCACAGUCGAAACGAUCCAUCAUUGACAAUCUAAAUGACUCUGAUAUUGUGAAGCAGUUAUUCAGCAGUCCAGUCAAACGAAAGCUAUCUCAGAGUAUGACAGAGUUCUCUAGAAAGCAUUCUUUGGAGGUGAAAUCUGGUAAGAAGAGAACUAGGAACACUAUUGCAUUGGGAAGGACACCAGAUGUAUCAUUCUCUGACCAUACGGUCGCAGUGGCGCCUGAAGAAUUUGUUAGCCCACUGAAUACACCGGAAAAUAGUCCUAAUCUGACAGGCAUUAAGAGAUUAUUCAGGAAGAACACGCCUCAAAACGAUUUGACUAACAUUAAGGGAGUGAAGGCUCUAUUAAAAACUCCCAGAACCAGAAAAUCCAUCAAGAAUGAUUUAACCAACGUGGCUGGCGUCAAAGAUAUGUUUGCACAAAAGUCCCCAAGGAACAGCCUGUCUAAUGUGAGAGGAGUGAAAUCUUUGUUCCAACAUCAGAAGAAGGGACGCAAAUCUGCAAAUGACUUGACAGAUGUUAGAGGGGUGAAACAGAUGUAUAAGGGCAAAAGCCCUAAGAAUGACUUGCGAAACGUUUCAGGGGUUAAGAAGACUUUGACCCGACGAUCGCCUAAAAAUAAUCUAGAUGACGUGAGAGGCGUGAAAAAGCUAUUUAGAAGAGAAAAGUCUGGCGAUGGACUCACUAAUUUAAGUGGCGUUGAAGCCCUUUUUGACAAUUCCUUCGAAUCUGAAAGAAACGCAUCAAACUCUGAAGUUCUGUUCGACAAACUUCUCGGUAAACCGGCACUGAAAUCAACUUACGCUAAGAGCUUUUCAUCGAAAUCAGCCGAAAAAGCUCAGAAGAGGCGCGCGGCCAAGUCAUUAAACGUGUCAUUUGACUUGAUAACCAAUAACGUUGAAGAAUGGCUAGAGAACGAGUUGCAGAAGAGAGUUAGCAAACACGACUCUAUUCCGGCACCCAAAGGUCGAAAAUCCAAUGUUUCCGCGUCCUCCACGGGAUCGAAGAGCCGAAAAUCACUGAGUAAAUCCAACAACGCUUCCAAAAAUGCUACAAGGGAGUUACAAAAUCUAUUGACUGACACCGUUGAAGGCAAUGUACCUAUCCGCACGUCCAGAGUACGAACAAGCACCCUGAUAAAAAGCAUCCCUGAUAUUCCAAACAGAAGAUCAGCUUCAGAAACCUACGGUGCUCAUACCUUGCCUAUCAAAAAGAGGUCAUUUGUUGAAGCGUCUUUAGAGAAGAGCGCUAAUGAUAGUAAAGCGAUACUGCCGAUCAAGAAACGUGCCUUGGUACACUCGACUCCGGUGAAGGGACAGUGGAAUAUGACCGCUGACGCCUCGGCUUUAGGUCGAGUUUCGCCCAUCGUUGCUGACAAGACUAGGGAUGCAGAUCUGACAGUGAGGACUACACGACAAGCACCGGCUUCUCCCAAAACUAAACCAGCUACACCCAAGCAGAAGAAAUCUAUGUCAAAACAAGAAUCACACAAAGAUACUCCAAAACCACAAUCACCACCAAAGAAAAACACUAGGACUUCAAAAGCCAAAGUUAGUCCUAAAACUAAAAAGUCAAGUCCAGUUAAAGAGGCUAGAACAACAAGAGGGAGGAAGACUGUAGAUAAUGCAAAAGUAACUAACACGAAAAAACGCAGGUCGUCUCUAGUUAUAAUUAAGAAGUCGCCUAUUUUGAGUCCGGCUGUAAACCCGGCUAGUCCUAAACCAACUCGCAAGGGCAGAAGAAAUGCUAUUCAAGAAGUAACCAAGAUUGUGUUGCCAAGUCCCAAAAAAGUCGCAUCACCGAAAGCUCAAACCAAAAAAGUCACCAAGAAAGCUGCAGUCAAAGCCAGCCCUAAAAAGGUUACACCUCAGCCCAGCCCAAAGAAGACUAGAGGACGAGGCAAAGCAGUAGAAGAAAAACCGGCCACACCAAAAUCUAGAGGCAGACCUAAAGGAUCGAAUGUGGUAAUAACCAAACCAUCACCUCAAAUGAAGCCUAAAGCUUCUAAGACCAGAGGGAAAGCAGCAGAGGAAUCUAUUGAGGUGCCCAAGCCAAAGAGAGGGCGAAAGACGACUGAGAAACAAAAUUCAGAAGAAGUAGUUGAACCAAAAAGAGGAAGAGGCACCAAAAAGACUGAAUCACUAAUAGAAGCCCCAGUUGAAAAGACUAGAAGGGGAAGAAAAGUGAGUGAAAAGGCGGAACCUGCUAAAGUAGCUGAACCUCCGAAAAGAGGCCGAAACGCAAAAGUUUCAGACGAAUCAGUGUCCCCUCAAGAGAAGAAAACCACUAGAGGAAGAAAAACACAAGCUGAAAAACCUGAAGUAGAAGCCAAGCCAAAAAGAGGGCGCAGUGCAGUAGCCAUAAAUGAUUCUGAUGCCAACAUAACUAAAGGACGCAAGCGGAAAGCGACCGCCACUGAAAACGUAGUCCCAGCCAAAACUGCCAAGAAAUCUGUGGAAGUUAUCGAAACUAAAAAAGCUACUCGUGGUCGUAAAACAGUGACUGAAACUACCGAAGUUAAGACUCAAAGUGGUAAACUAAAAACGUCAGUGGUAAAGGAUAGUAAAAUUGAAAUAAACAGAAGUAAAGCAGAAGGGAAGAGUGUGGUUACAAGUAAAUCUUCUAGAGCUGAAAAGAAAGUGGUAGAGGUUAUAGAGAAGAAGACUAGAGGUGCACAGAAAACUCAGGAAGAAAGCAAACCUGCUAGGGGAAAGAAGGCUGUUGUAGAGACAUCACCUAAGGGUCGCAAGCGAAAAAGUGAUCCUCCAAAAUCCCCAGCAAAAGCAUCCAAAAAGGAACCAGUGAGGAAAACCCGUAAGACUGUUGAGGACAAGACUGCGAGCCCGGCGCGGCCCGCGCGGCGGCUGAAAACACAACCCAAAGCUGUCACACCUAAAGCAACAAGGAGCAAAAGGAGAUAACUAGAAAUAAACAAAUAAUGUUAAAUGAAGUACAAAUUACCUUUAAGGUCAAGAAGUUUACUUCAAUAUAUUAUUUAGAUAUUUUAAUUAUAGUUUAGGACAUUUCUUUGUAUAGACACGCACAAGGCACAGUUCACCAAAACAAAAUUACUAUAAUACGUGUUUAAUGCUGCUCUCUAAAGGAUGUUUAUAAUAAUAAUGAAAGUACAAAAUGCCCCAUUUUAUGCGCUUUCUAUUUGUGAUAGUAAGAAGUACUGGUACUACUUAUUAUUGUUAGUAAAUAAUUUUAUAGCAUAACAUUUUUACAUCUAUUGUGUUACAACUUUUAGUGCGUCUUCAUAUUUUAUGACAAUUUAAUUUAUUUCUAUGUGUUUGUUCGACGAAACCCUCGUACAAAUUGCUAUUCUCUGGUACUAUCUGGAUCACCAGAAUUUCCUUAAAAUUUACCUUUUUUCCUCCACUAAAUCCAUAACCUCAAAAUAGUUUCAUUAUUUUUAGCAUGAUGUUACCGCUAUUCAAUAUAAAUUCUGUACCAAGCUACUUACUUCGUAUAUACGAAUCAAGACAGGGUUUUUACUCAGGAUAUAGAUUUAACAGGAUAGGAUUUCAAUUGCAAAUUACUACAUAUAAACAGAUACCUUCAUAAAUGCUUCUCUAACCCUAUGCUUCAUAUGAGAAAUCUCAUAUUUGCCUCAUAAUAGCCGUAAAGGUUCAAUUAUAUUUGCAAGGGAACGUCCACCAUGUGUGUGCACAAAUGAAGCGGAUAAUAAUGUAUAAUAUUGAUGGAUGGACGAUAUAAAUUGUUAUAACUUCAAUACUUACCUCUUAGUUAUAAUUUUUAAUCAUGUACGCUACAAUAUUCAGUUUGGUACUUUCUAUUUUGUUAGUUUUAUUUGUGUGCUAAGUUAUGUACUAUUCCUGAAUUUAAUAAAUAGACAUUUUAAUAUGACUAGCUGGAUAUUAUGUAAUUUAGAUUCGUAGAACGUUUUAUUUGUAGUUUUUAAUGUGUUUGACAUGACGCUAGAUAUAAAGAAUGCUGCAAAACAGACAUGAUACAAGACAAGACUUUCAGACAUGUUAAGGAAAAUAUCCUGUGUUAAAAAAUAUUUUUGUAGCAUUCUUUCUAUUAUUAUUUUGAUUUAAUUUUAAUAUAUCGCACAAACUAACGUGCUAUUCUUAAUUAAUAAUUAUGAAAGGAUGUAAAAGUACAAUAUUUGCUAUAAACCGUGUUUAACACUUUUGAAAUGUAUUGAAUACAAUCAAAGUACACUUUAGUAUUAGAGUUUGGAAAAAAAUACAUAUUUUUAGCAAUUAUAUUUUUGAAUGGCAAUACAUUUUAUUGGAUAAUAGUAUAGAAAUAUACCUUAGUGAAAAGGUUAUGAAAAUGUAUCGUGAAAAAAAUCUAAGAGUGUGCUGUUUUAAAUAUAAUAUUGUUGAUAUGCAUUUUAAAUAAAUACUAUUUGAUGAUA